This is a messenger RNA of Mercurialis annua (annual mercury), 890 nucleotides long. RefSeq names its product transmembrane emp24 domain-containing protein p24beta3. Lineage: Eukaryota; Viridiplantae; Streptophyta; Magnoliopsida; Malpighiales; Euphorbiaceae. The transcript has 4 exons. Gene Ontology annotation, biological process: endoplasmic reticulum to Golgi vesicle-mediated transport; Golgi organization; intracellular protein transport. Gene Ontology annotation, cellular component: endoplasmic reticulum-Golgi intermediate compartment; COPII-coated ER to Golgi transport vesicle; endoplasmic reticulum. Bases 87 to 716 code for a protein of 209 amino acids. The record is from RefSeq and is a predicted model, not a curated record.
ACUUGCAACCCAUCGUCUUCUCUGCAAUAAAAAAGCUUGUUUCAAAUCAAUCGUUGAACAACGGAAAUUUAAGAUAAAAAGAGACGAUGGAGAGAAGAGAGGUGUACGUGGUGCUGAUUUUAUUAAUGAGCUUAAUUGGUCGCAUAUCGUCACUUUCCGUGACGGUAAACGACGUCGAAUGUGUAUACGAAUACGUACUUUACGAAGGCGACACCGUUUCAGGAAACUUCGUCGUUGUUGAUCACGAUAUUUUCUGGAGCUCCGAUCACCCCGGCAUCGAUCUCACCGUGACAUCUCCUGCGGAUAAUGUAGUGCACACGGUGAAGGGAACAUCUGGGGACAAGUUUGAGUUUAAGGCGCCGAGAAGUGGGAUGUAUAAAUUCUGUUUCCAUAAUCCGUAUUCAACGCCGGAGACUGUUUCUUUCUAUAUUCAUGUGGGUCAUAUUCCCAACGAACAUGAUCUUGCUAAAGAUGAGCAUUUGAAUCCCAUUAAUGUUAAAAUUGCUGAGCUGAGGGAGGCAUUAGAGUCUGUUACGGCUGAGCAAAAGUAUUUAAAAGCACGUGAUGCACGCCAUCGCCGUACUAAUGAGAGUACGAGAAAGCGUGUUAUAGGCUACACGAUGGGGGAGUAUAUUCUGCUGGCUGUUGUGAGCACACUGCAGGUCGUAUACAUUCGCCGCCUUUUCAGCAAAUCAGUUGGGUACAACCGGGUCUGAGCCACCUGAUUGUUUGUUAUUUAUGAUAGGGUUAAUUUACUAGAUGAGUUCAGAGAAAAAAAGCUCUUUUGUGCCUGUAGACAUGAUCUGCUGGUUUAUACUGUUCAAUUUGUUCAUUUAAACUGUAAUGCUAGUUUUGAACAUUAAGUUAUAAUGACAAGUUUCAUUUGAUAA